AUUCUAGUCAAAUUAAGAAAGAAAAGUUGAAGUAGAGGAUAGAGAUAGAAGGUUGAAACAAUCUACCCAAGAGAGAGUUGCGUUACAAUUCACGUUUCUUUCUUCGUCUCAAAAAACCUGUAUUUAAGGGUGUUUUGUUGUGCUACCAUACCUCUUUUCUUAAUACCUUUGCCAUUUCCUAAAUCACCAAAAAAUAAAAAAUAAAAAUUAUCAAAGGUUUUAUUCUACUCCUUAAUUUCUUAAACUCUUUUCUUAUUAUUUCCUCUGUUUUCCCCUGAAUUUACUUUGCUAUAGUUUCUUGUUUAUACAAAUUUUUCCAUUAUUUAAACUUAUUUCAUGCCAUUUUUUAAUUGAAAACACAUAACUAAAACAUUUUUGUGGGUUUUCUUAUUGGUUUUAAAGGGUUUUUGUAGCAUUGUUUAGCGAAAUGGAGAUGGAUAAUUAUUCAACGAUUACUAUAGAAGAUGAAAACAUGGAACUACCACCCGGCUUUCGCUUUCACCCUACCGACGAAGAGCUGAUCACCCAUUACUUAUCAGAGAAAGUCCUUGACAGCAACUUCAGCACAAUCGCGAUCGGAGAAGCAGAUUUGAACAAGAUUGAACCAUGGGAUUUACCAAGUCAAGCAAAAAUGGGGGAGAAAGAAUGGUACUUCUUUGUUGUUCGUGAUCGAAAAUACCCAACUGGACUAAGAACAAACCGAGCAACCGAGGCCGGUUACUGGAAAGCCACCGGAAAAGAUAAGGAGAUUUUUAAGGCGAAAGUUCUUGUUGGUAUGAAGAAAACCCUGGUUUUCUACACAGGAAGAGCUCCUAAGGGUGAAAAAACCAAUUGGGUCAUGCAUGAAUAUCGAUUAGAAGGAAAAUUGUCCAAGUACAAUCUCCCUAAAAAUGCUAAGAAUGACUGGGUGAUCUCCCGUGUAUUCAAGAAGAAUUCGGGUGCAAAGAAGCCGGAUUACAUGGAGGUGGUGAGUCUAGAGGAGUUACAGCCAAAUUUCCUGCCACCAUUGAUGGAUUCAUCACCUUACAACAAUGGUGAGACAAAGGCCGUGGAUGCCAACCCAUCUCACGUGACCUGCUUCUCCCACCCAUCUAUGGUUGAGAAUCAACAAUUCAAACUAACAAAGCAAGAGGAAACUACUACUAACAUGUUUAACAACAUCCCUUGCUCCCCUCUAUUUCGAACCUACUCCAGAACCUCGCUUACUAACAUGUUAUCAGAGCCAGAAAUGCCCGACUUUCAAUUCGUUGAUUCAUUGUUUAACCAAGAUCAACCCAUGAUGAAGCUGCUACUCGAAGGCAAAGAAUCCAACCCUACUAAAGAAGAAUUACCUGGCAUUGAUAUGUCUUCAUCUGGUAUUUCAAAUCAUGAUAUUGUUAAUAAUAAUCAAAUUGGUCCAUUCGACCAUGAUUGUUUAUGGGAUUAUUGAACAAUUAGAGAUUAUUUGGCAUAAAUUAUUGGGAUGGGAAAAACAUAAGUAUUCAAAUCAAAAACUAGUCUUAUGUGUAGUUUUAAUAACUAGAAAGUGGUAAAAUGUAGGUCAUUGUAAGUGUAUUUUCUAUAUGUUAUAGGAAAAAAACUUGCUCAUCUUUUAAUCUUCAGCUAAUUUAUUUGA
Molecule: messenger RNA, 1615 nt
Organism: Chenopodium quinoa (quinoa)
Lineage: Eukaryota; Viridiplantae; Streptophyta; Magnoliopsida; Caryophyllales; Amaranthaceae
Product: NAC domain-containing protein 92-like
Exons: 3
Coding region: 428-1429 (333 amino acids)
Biological process (GO): regulation of DNA-templated transcription
Molecular function (GO): DNA binding
Source: RefSeq, a predicted model, not a curated record